UUCACCGUCUAGUUCUCAUUUCCAAUACUUGUUUUUAAGGAUUAAUUUGAUUGUAUAUCAACUUACAUUUCAAGUCUAUAGAUAAAAAAACAAUAAUUUUUGUAGGUAUAAUUUGUGGAGAUAACUAUACUUGUAGCUUCUCGAGCUGAGUCGUAUUAUUAUACCUUUUAAAAAGGAAUGGAUCUAAGACGUUUUUUCCGUGGGUGCUCUGGUAGGGCGUUGUUGACUCACAAAGGACGAAUAAUAAAAUUAUUCUAGUACUCAAGACAGCAAUCAUCUGGCAGUUAAUGAUUGAAAAAAUAAUUACAUAUUGAUAGCUGAAUAAUAAUGAUAGCGUGUAGUUUUCAAGACACUAAUAACAAUACUUACCCUUAUAGAAGAUAACUAGUAGUUUUCGGAAAUAUCUUUUUCUAGAAACUGGUAUUUCUGGAUGAUAUAAUGUCUAUUAUUUGAGUAUAAUUGUCAGGUUGAUUACAGUACUUGCUUAUUUUUCUCUGCAGUCCGGAAUCCGGGAAAUCGUCAUAUUUUCCUCCGUUCUGUCAGUGGUGCUAGUUCUUCACGUCAAGUUUUGGAAAGUACUUCUUGAUAUUGUUCGAUACGAUUCUGCUAGUUACUUCUCACUUUUACAGAACAAUUUUUUGGAACAUAAGAUUUAUUUUACAAGGAACACAGAGUUCAUCUGGAGCAUGAAAAUACAUAUUUACACACACUGUUCCUAAUUAUUGUAUUUUGGAUUGAGUGUGAUAAAACUACAAAGGAGAAAUUCACAUCAUGAAUAGGCUAGAUCAUUUUAUAAUUGAAAUGGUUGAAUAAUUUCAGUGAAUUUAUCAUAAAUCGAAAAUGCUAACUACUAAAUUCUUGUAAUAAUCACAGAACUUUUUGUGUUCGGUAAAUAGUAUUUGUCUUGAAAAUAUCAGGUAUCAAAAUAUCUGCCCAUUAUUCAGGAAUAAUGGAAAUCACAGAUUUUCUGAGGAAAUACAUUGCUAUGAUGCGCUACAAUAACUCUCUACCACUUAUAUUUUUAAUUAUAAUAGACAUUAUUGUACACGUCUAUGUAUUCAAGGCAGUGCUCACUGAGCCAGAUAAUAUAGAUAAAACUCUACCUGCAUGUAUAGAUUUUAUAAAUUCAUUGCUGUUGAUUUACAAUGCGGUCAGACGCAGUUUGAAUCAUCGCGAGUCUAUUAAGCUCAUAGAACUCAUAGAGGAUGAAUUCGCGGUUUGCCACUCACAGUUUGAUAGCAGCAACGCAGAUCUGUGGACAAGAAUUGAAAAGUUCUUUAAAGAAAAGAGAGAAAACAUGACUGUAGUUGCAAGAAACUCGGCCAUGUUUUUCAUUGUAAUGCUUUUUUUCGUUAUCAACCGAAAUAUUUUGAACCAGCUCAUUGGGCUAGAGAGUCACUCGAAUGAAUAUACAAGCUUGCCAACUCCUUAUCUAUCGUACUGUCUACCUGAUUUUAAGUCUCCAGUAUUUUUUGUUUACGCUUAUAGUUUACACAUAUUACUGGUAAUGGCGUUGAAUUGUGAGGGGUUUGUGGCGCAUUGCUCAGUGUAUCUAGCCAUCGAACGUGUGUUGGCUGAUUUUGAAACACUGUACAUGCUAUUGGACGAUAUUGUGCAUGAGUAUGAUGAAGAUGAAUCCUCAACCGAGCAGUUUUCUUUCGCACAACAGCAGAGUAAAAUGACAAAGUUGAGGAAUGAUAUGGCUCGUGUAGUACGGUGUCAUCAAACAAUUAACAGAAAUUUUAGAAUUGUCACGGAGUGCUCAGAAUGGGUGGUAACUUCGAUUAAUACAACGGUUAUACUCUACUGCAUCGUCAUGGCUUAUUUCUUUCUAACGUCAGAUGAUCUAAAAAAGAGAUUGAACUUCGGAUCAUUCUUCAUAGUGAUCAACCUUGCAGCUUUCUUCUUUUUUCACAAUGGGCAACGGAUUUUCAACCAGAAUGAUAUCUUACGUCAAACUCUCGCAAAUAUUCCCUGGACUGACAAGCCGAAGUGGUUUAAUCAGACUCUUCUUACAAUGCUGAUACGCGCCAAUGUCAACACAGAGAUGAAACCUUAUGGCAUCUACACGCUUAACUACCUAUCUUUCAAAGAUUUCAUGAAAAUAACAUUUUCUACUGGAAACGUAAUUUACACCCGUAAACUGGCCACUCAAACAUGAAGCAACUAUGAGGAUGACAAGAAUAAAUAUUGAUAUUAUUCAUCUGAAUCAGCCUACUGCUCAUUGGAUACACAAUGCACUGCGCUUAAUGGAAUUUCAUCGAUGACUAUUUUAUAAAGGCUAUUUGUUCUGAUUCUGAAUGUGAAAAAUUGAAAGUGAUCUUCGAGAAAUGCUUUUAAUACAGUUGAAAGCUUUUUAUAAUACAGUAUUAUUUUAUGAAUGCAUGUCUUUUAUUUCGUAUUCAACAAAUUUAAUGUAUCCUGGUGAACUUGAUUGAUUCAUUUACUGCUUCACUGCAGUAAAGAUUUAAACAUUUACUGCUUAUUUAUAAUGUUACAUCCCUUACAGAUACGAUUAUUGAACAAAACUGUUAUUUAUCGGGAUGGAAUAAUGCAUUGAGGAAAUUGAAUUUCAAUGAAAGAAAAGGGGAUUUCUAUAAAUAUAUACCCAGGAAAA
Messenger RNA from Nilaparvata lugens (brown planthopper), 2617 nucleotides. RefSeq lists its product as uncharacterized. The transcript is spliced from 5 exons. Gene Ontology annotation, cellular component: plasma membrane. NCBI's taxonomy places the organism in Eukaryota, Metazoa, Arthropoda, Insecta, Hemiptera, Delphacidae. Gene Ontology annotation, molecular function: odorant binding; olfactory receptor activity. Gene Ontology annotation, biological process: sensory perception of smell; detection of chemical stimulus involved in sensory perception of smell. The record is from RefSeq and is a predicted model, not a curated record. Bases 950 to 2161 code for a protein of 403 amino acids.